This is a messenger RNA of Lachancea nothofagi CBS 11611, 1200 nucleotides long. The record is from the annotation of a GenBank genome assembly. NCBI's taxonomy places the organism in Eukaryota, Fungi, Ascomycota, Saccharomycetes, Saccharomycetales, Saccharomycetaceae.
AUGGGUCACUAUUCGCCGCCAGAUGGAUCGAAGAGUCCCAAUCUCUCGCAAUUGGCUCAGAAAGAAGAUCCUGAGAAGCCAAGUGACGAUAAAGCGGCACAGUUUUAUGCGAGACCCAGUCUUGGCUUAAGACUUUGGGGCCCUUUCGUUCCUGCUUCAGACAAUAGAGCUGGGCUUUGGUCACUGGUUGGAAUUCAAACUGCGUUUGGACUGCUCUGCAUGCGAAGGUUCAGAACUUUGGGCACAAAGAUCCUCAAGAGAGAUAUUUCCCAAUUUCCAAGUUUAAAUCGAUUUUCAGUUACUCGCGGUGAUAUAUAUUUGGCCAAUCAUGGCGGCACCGCUUUUGGAGGUACGCACUCUUUUCGCAGAGUUGGACCAACAGUUUCUUCCAGCUUUUUCCAGUCUGCUAAGUUCACCACGUUCAAAAGAACUAUGUACUUACUCAGCGGCUCGCUACUAUUGAGCCAGUCGCUUUUGGAGGCUUGCAGAUUGACAAUUCUGAAAUAUGAUCCUUGGUAUGAAGAAGUCCACUCCGCUCGCGAGAAGCAAUUUUUCAACGAUAUAAUAAAAUACUACCACGAAGGAAUUGAUCCUACCAGAUUUAAAGUGAAGGACGCUGUCAACGGUAACUCAUUGCCAUUGAAUACACCAGAAGUGAAACAAAGCGUCGCGUUUGUACGAGCCACAGCCGAGGCUGAUAGUUGGAUAGUGUCUUGGUUUGGGCCACUUGAAUAUAAGCCUAUGACCUUCAGCGAGUACCUGGACAGACUAGAAUACCACUUAGAGAUGACAGACUUUUUGAAAAGCAGGCAUACGAGAGAGGUUACGACUCAAGUACUUGGAAGAACUAUAUCGCAUUUGAAAGAGGAGUUAGACGAACUGAUACAGAAAAAUGUGCAAACGAGACGAAACGUUCACUCACUUUUGGAAUCUGCACCGGCACGCAGUAUGCCCGUAAUACAUGGUCCUCGUCAGGGUUCAUUAAAGGGUAUCCUUCUAGAUCCUAAUUAUAAAGCUCCAGAAGACAUUGACCUUGCGGAAACAUGGUCGACUUUUAACCCGUGGUUAGAUUUAGCAUUGGAAACGUCGCUGAGCAUCAAGUUUCUGCCCACCGCUUUGAUGGCAGACGAUUCUCAAGAUGAACAAAAUACCAGCAACUCGCCAACCAGCGACGUUGACACAGACAACGAUAAAAAAUGA